Oncorhynchus gorbuscha (pink salmon) is the source of this 872-nucleotide messenger RNA. Its product is annotated as 39S ribosomal protein L12, mitochondrial-like. Gene Ontology annotation, molecular function: structural constituent of ribosome. The transcript has 3 exons. Gene Ontology annotation, biological process: translation; mitochondrial transcription. Gene Ontology annotation, cellular component: mitochondrial large ribosomal subunit; ribosome. Bases 1 to 297 code for a protein of 98 amino acids. Lineage: Eukaryota; Metazoa; Chordata; Actinopteri; Salmoniformes; Salmonidae. The record is from RefSeq and is a predicted model, not a curated record.
AUGUUAUUAUUGACUCAGUACUGGUCCCUGUGUAAAACCCUGAAUAUCCAGGAUGUUGGGAUGAUGCCAAUGGGAGCCAUGACUGCAGCAGCAUCACCUGCAGCUCUGGCAGUGGAAGAGGACGCGGCACCAGUCAAGAAAGAGAAGACACACUUCACAGUAAAACUGACAGAACUAAAGGCAGCAGAGAAAGUGAAACUCAUAAAAGAAGUGAAGAACUGCAUCCAAGGAUUGAACCUGGUGCAGGUCAGAUGGUCUGUUUGUCUCUGUGUGAUGUCACAGCCAUCCAAGGCUUGAACCUGGUGCAGGUCAGAUGGUCUGUUUGUCUCUGUGUGAUGUCACAGCCAUCCAAGGAUUGAACCUGGUGCAGGUCAGAUGGUCUGUUGGUCUCUGAUGUCACAGCCAUCCAAGGCUUGAACCUGGUACAGGUCAGAUGGUCUGUUUGUCUCUGUGUGAUGUCACAGCCAUCCAAGGAUUGAACCUGGUGCAGGUCAGAUGGUCUGUUUGUCUCUGUGUGAUGUCACAGCCAUCCAAGGAUUGAACCUGGUGCAGGUCAGAUGGUCUGUUUGUCUCUGUGUGAUGUCACAGCCAGACGAGGAUUCUUCAGUUCUUUCCUGUCUCUGUAAUCAUUUGUCCUUUCCAUCUGUGACCACACAUGUUCCAGUGUCCAGGCUUAUAGGACACUCAGUCAAAUCAGUCUGAGACAUAGGAAAGCUCUGGGUUGGAGGCCUUUCACUCUGUGGUACUGCUCUCUGUAUGUAUAUAGUAGGUUAAUAUAGAAGUUGGAGACCUUUCACUCUGUGGUACUGCUCUCUGUAUGUAUAUAGUAGGUUAAUAUAGAAGUUGGAGGCCUUUCACUCUGUGGUACUGCU